This is a messenger RNA of Salmo salar (Atlantic salmon), 3226 nucleotides long. RefSeq names its product DAZ-associated protein 2. The record is from RefSeq and is a predicted model, not a curated record. NCBI's taxonomy places the organism in Eukaryota, Metazoa, Chordata, Actinopteri, Salmoniformes, Salmonidae.
CCUCCAAACUGGGUAAUCCGGGACAGAUAAUCGAAUCCCCCCAUUGAAGGGAGCCUACAUUACGUAGCUAACUGCAUCCACAUCACAACAAUCAGAAAAUCCAGAGAAAAACAAGGAAGUGAACGGUCACGUAACUCUGAACAGUUAUCUCCGUUUUUAGUAUUAAAACGGUCCUGAUAGAAAAAUACAAACAACUUCAGAAUCAUCGUCUUCGACUCAGAAAACCACACAGCAAUUCAGAACAAUGAACAACAAAGGUUCCUAUCCCCAGCAAACUGUGUACCCACAGCAGAGCAGUGCACCCAUCUACCCCCCUGCUAUGCAAGUGUCUCCUCAGGCACCCCCUUACACAGACGCACCACCUGCAUACUCUGAGAUUUAUCAGCCCAGGUAUGUGCACCCAUCUCAGGCUGGCCAGCUACAGCAAAUGGCCCAGUACCCUGGCACUCAGAUGUACAUGCAACUGCCCCAGUCCAUGGCUGUUGGACCAAUGGGCCACAACGUCCCCAUGGCAUACUACCCCAUGGGAGCCAUGUAUCCCCCUGGCUCCACUGUGCUAGUGGAGGGAGGAUAUGAUGCUGGUGCUCGAUUUGGUCAAAGCAACAGUGCUUCUAUCCCUCCCCCACCUCCUGGCCACAUGCCUAAUGCAGCUCAGCUGGCCGCCAUGCAGGGUGCCAACGUCAUGAUGACACAGCGCAAGAACAACUUCUUCAUGGGUGGUUCCAAUGGUGGGUACACCAUCUGGUAACAGCCAGCAUUUGCCACAACUUCUCCCCAUACUCCUCUCCCUCAUUCAAAAUGAUGAUUCCCUUUCCUGUCCCAUCCGCCAACCCCUUUCGGGCUGCUUGGCCAUGCCACAAUACUGAUAUCACUUAAUGGAAUGUAAUACUUUAGAGCCCUGAUAAAAGGUACAGUACUCCACUUUCGAUCCAGAAUCAAAAGUCUUAAUUACUUAUUCAUAAUUUGGGCUGCUGAACCGGUUCCCUGACCUUACAAGGAUAGUGCUGCUGUCUUCAGUCAAAACACAUUUCAUAUGUUACUGGCUAUAUUUUCUUUUUGAGUGAAUGACAUCGAUCUAAACUCUUUAACUGUCACAAUUUUUGUACUUUAUUAUUUCCGUUUUUCAUGUUUAUUUGGAUUCGGCCUCAUGUCUUCCUCACAAAGAGUGCUAAUGAUCCAAGCAGUGCAUCACAUAUACUUUCUUUUUUUUCUUUUUGCAUGGCAUGUUGAAUAUGCCCAGUAGGCCUAUCUAAAAAUCAGUUUCUCCGGCCACCAGAUUGUAGUAUAAUAGAAUGCUGGUAUGUUAAACAAGAACCAAAAUAAACAAGAACAGAUUGCAAAAUUCUAACCAGACUAUUACAUGCCAUGGUGGUUUACUGUACCUUCUUGGGCAACUGUAGAUGAACAUAAUCGGGUGCCAAACAGCACCGUGACUUAAAUAAAAGCGAAUUAACUUAAAAUACUUAAAGAAAUUCAGUGUGAUUUUCCAAAUUGAGAUUUGGAUCAUCGAAAGGGUUGGUUGGCUUUAUAUUUUUGCAGUUACAUUUCUUCCCCUAAAGUCGGAUACCCAGAGUUGAACAUCAUCCCAGUGUUUCGUUAAGUAAAAUAAUGACACCCAAGACCUGUUCUUAAAACAAAGUACUGUCAAGUAAGGUAGAAUAACCUAUUAAGAUCAGUAGGUUGUAAAAGUUUAACACUUAAAACUUUAACCCUUCAUUAUAAGGGCUGCAGUGUUAUGAAGCCUUUGAGUGUUCAAUUAAAAUAUAACCAGUUUGUUUAUUUUCUGUCUCAUCUUCAAGUGAUUUGUUUGAAUCAAUUACUAGUUACUUACUUUGUAAGUAUAACCACGGAGAUGGUUGUACCAAAGAUAUGGUCUAGAUUGCACUACAAAAUGUUUGGUUGUGACUUAAUUAUAAUAAUUCAAAUAUGGCACAUUUUAAAAGGAAACAUAUCAAACAGUGAUGAUGGGUUUGAAGGUACUUAAGACCUUCGAUCUGGCAUUUGUUGCUGUAUUUUGUAAUGGGGUGAUUUAAAUGUUUAAUGUAAUUGUGACUAGGUGGUUCUGCAUGCCUUUUUGCACUUUUGCUCUGUACAACUUUGAAUUUUGUGAAGAUGUAUCAUUGCUAAUUUUUAUAGAAAUGCCACAAUUUAAUUUAUGUAUACUUCUGGAAAUGAUAGAUUUUGCUACUUGUUUUUAGUACAAAUACUAAUAACCUGCAAAUACAGCGCUAGGCAAAGGCUACUCUUUCCUGUACAACUUAUUGAAGGAAUUUCAUUGAAGUGUCUUUUCACUCCAAAAGGGUGAGGUUCCUAAAUGUUUUAGGACUGCAGCAAAUCACUUGCAUAUGGUUCCCCUUGCCCGAUUUGUUAAUUGUAGUGUUAAGCCACACCAUUAUUUAUGAAUACAUUUUAUUAUUAAUAAAUAUGCAUUAUCAGUCGUGCUUACAACUUUUUAUUUUCCAAUACACUUAUGUGCGCUGCUAAUUAAACUACCGUAUAACUUAAGUCAAAUAUCUAACACUAGGUUUGAUCCAGUUUGUGAAAACGCCUAGAUUCAAGAAUUUGAUAUUUUGGUUUUAACAUUAACAUUCAGUGCAAUUUCUUUAUUUUUCCUUAUGUAAUGCAACUCAUGUCUUUGUAUGUUAUGAUAAAUUCAUGUGUCACUGGGUAUCCGACUUAAUAGCCUAGAUUUGAUAGUUGUGGCCCUCAUUAAAACAAGUAGUCCUCACUGAAAUGUGAAUUCCAGGUUACUUUGGUCAGUUGAUCAGCUGUCUGGAAACCUGCUAGCCUAGCAUGCAACCUGUUUGGACAUUAUGUAUCAGACUGCAUCUUCUCUUGGUUACACUGAUCACAUGACUAACUACCAUUCCAAACAUGUUUGUCAUGUCACUCAUUUUGCACAGCUGUAAAUGUGUAUCCCAUUCCAAAAAACCCACACUGAUGCAUCAUACGGUUUAAAAAGGGGUCACAGCUUUCAAAAUGUAAACAAAAAAGGCUCAUACAAUUUUGUUUAGUUUCUUUCUGUCCCAGACCUGACUCAUGUUUGUAACGCAGCUUAGACCUAGCAAUAUGAUGUACCGUAAUGCUUACCAGUAGAUGCCAUGCCAACCACAGCCAGUGUGGAGUAAAAGUUUCUGUUGAAGGAUUUAUGGACAUUUAUAGUUCAGGGAUUCUCUUUAACAUUUUUAUAAUAUGGAUAUGUAUUAAAGUGAUUUGAUGGACUACA